Molecule: messenger RNA, 1635 nt
Organism: Lactuca virosa
Lineage: Eukaryota; Viridiplantae; Streptophyta; Magnoliopsida; Asterales; Asteraceae
Source: the annotation of a GenBank genome assembly
AUGGCAUUUGAAUCCAAAUUAAGCACAGAGAUUUAUUCAGAAGAUACUACUACAGAAGUUAAUUCAAAUCAUAUUCUUUCAUCUGAAAAGAUUUUGCUCGUUGAUUCAGAAACCCAAAUCACCGAUUCUGGAAAACCAAACUACAAUCGGGUCAUAACCACUAAAUCACCUGUUCAUAGAACAAUCACCGACCUUCCACCUGCAUUAAUCUCUGAAAUCUUCAACUGCCUCGACCCAAAAGAACUCGGUGUUGUAUCCUGUGUAAAUCCAUCUUUAUACCAGAUUGCAUCCGACCACCACGUCUGGAAGCAGUUUUACUGCGAGAGGUGGGGGCUUCCGGCCGGCACCGCCACCAGCCGCUCGGUGGCCGAGUUUUCCGGCGAGAAGUCAUGGAAAGAACUUUUCGUGGAACGUGAAUUCCAUAGUAAGACAUUUAUGGGACAUUACAAUGUCGAGAUUCUUUAUGGACAUACCGAAACUGUAAGAACCGUUUUUCUUUUACCUUCUAGAAAGCUCAUCUUCACUUCGGGUUAUGAUUCCGUUGUUCGAAUGUGGGAUAUGGAAGACGGAAUCUGCAUUUCCGCCUCCCGCCCUCUCGGAUGCACCAUCCGUGCCCUUUCCGCUGAUUCCAAGCUCUUGGUUGCCGGCGGUUCCGACGGUUUUAUCCACGGUUGGCGAGCCGAAGAAGGACACCCCCGUCUUUUUGACAUAAACGGUUCUCAAGAUCAGGAUCGGAAUCGGAAUCAGAAUCGGAAUCGGAAUCGGAAUCAGGAAUUCCGACUUUGGGAACAUCAAGGUCCGAUAACUUGCCUUUCAUUGGAUCUUAUGAGAAUUUACAGCGGUUCUUGGGACAUGACAAUACGGAUUUACGAUCGUGUAUCGCUAAAAUGUUUAACAAUUUUGUUGCAUAACGAUUGGGUAUGGGCAUUGGUCCCACAUGACACGACAGUUGUAAGCACAGCGGGGUCCGAUUCAUACAUUUGGGAAACGAAUUCCGGUUCGCUUAUCGAUGUAUUCAAAGACACGCACGUCGGAAACGCGUAUUCCCUUGCCCGAAGUCACACGGGAAGUUUCGUGUUCACCGGAGGCGAAGACGGCGCGAUUCACAUGUUCGAGGUUAUAACCGAUCGUGUUAAGUCAUGGCGGCCGAUUGCGACAUGGAAUCCACAUUCCGCCCCGGUUCAUUCCCUCUCGUUUGAAUUCCCGUGGCUGGUUUCCGGUUCCGGAGAUGGGAAGCUUUCAUUGAUUGAUGUUCGGAAGCUUUUGAAGGGAAUUCGGGCGAUGAAACCGAAUAGAAGUCGGAAAGCUUUGAGUGUUGAGCCACCACAAAGAAUGUUGAAUGGGUUGGGGAAGAGUGUGUUUUCGGUCAGCAUUGGGGCUGACCGGAUUGUGUGUGGUGGGGAGGAGGGUUCGGUGAGGAUUUGGGAUUUUUCUCGGGCAUUGGAAAGAGAGAAACGGGCAGCGGCUUUGAGGGGAUUACGGGCAGAAAAUAGAAUGAGGAGACAGAAGCUACAGAAAGAGAUUGAAAGUAAAGGUGGAAGGGUUGACCAAUGUUUGAUUGCUGCGAAAAGUCAAAUGAAUGGGGAGAGAAAUGGUGUGUGGUAUAACAAACGUGGGUUGAAGGUUAAGGGUUAA